Messenger RNA from Paracoccidioides brasiliensis Pb18, 3531 nucleotides. Its product is annotated as PLK/PLK1 protein kinase. Gene Ontology annotation, cellular component: centrosome; spindle pole; cytoplasm. Gene Ontology annotation, molecular function: ATP binding; protein binding; protein kinase activity. Gene Ontology annotation, biological process: mitotic cell cycle; protein phosphorylation; regulation of cytokinesis. The transcript has 4 exons. Bases 1 to 3531 code for a protein of 1176 amino acids. The record is from RefSeq and is a predicted model, not a curated record.
AUGGAGGCACUGUCACCCCGCUCGACUAACAUUCUUCCGAAGCCCAAGGUUGAUCCUAUGAAGAAGACGAGCGUCAAAGAUGCACCACCGCAAAAGGCACGUCCUUCUAAACACCAUGCCCCUCCCCCGCCUCCAAUAAUUCGCGAGCCAGAAGAUGGAGGAGAAGAAUACAUCACCGGCAAAUUUCUCGGGAAGGGAGGAUUUGCGGUAUGCUACGAAGGGAAGCUUGCGAGGAAUGAGAGGGUGUAUGCGAUGAAGGUGGUAAAAUCAGAAAUGAAUCAGAAGAAAAUGGAAGAGAAAUUUCGAACGGAGCUGCAAAUCCAUUCAAAGAUGCGACAUCCCAAUAUUGUUGGGUUUUACCGCGCAUUUGCCUUCGAGCAAAACACAUAUGUGGUCUUGGAGUUGUGCCCCAACGGCUCUGUUAUGGAUAUGGUGAGGAAAAGGAAAUAUCUGAGCUUGCCCGAAGUUAGGAGAUUUAUGGUCCAGCUGUGUGGUGCUGUAAAGUAUAUGCAUAAGAGAAAUGUCGCUCACCGAGAUCUGAAAAUGGGAAAUUUGUUUCUCGAUCAUGAUAUGAACAUCAAAGUCGGGGACUUUGGCCUAGCCGCUAUCAUUCUUUCAGAGAAGGACGAAAAGCGACGGAGGACGCUCUGUGGGACCCCGAACUAUAUCGCGCCAGAGGUUCUGGACAGAAGCAAAGGAGGCCAUAAUCAGAAAGUUGAUAUAUGGUCUCUGGGUAUAAUCUGUUUUGCUAUGCUCACCGGCUACCCCCCCUUUCAAUCAAAAACGCAAGAGGAAAUCUACCAGAAAGUCAAAAACCUUACAUACGUGUGGCCUAAGGAGUCUGACGGAGCGAACUACAUACCAGUAGAAGCAAAGCACUUGGUUAGUUCGUGCCUUAAUUUGAACGAGGAUGAACGACCAGAGCCAGACCAGAUUGUUGAUCACGCAUUUUUCAAUAUGUAUAACGGUUGCAUACCCGGUCAACUGGAUCCAGCGACCUGUCUCUCUACGCCUACCUGGUUAAAAGCCCAAGAUCCUCGAGGAGAUCGUAUGAGUCACGGAUAUAGCCUCGAUCAUGAUGCAAAAUACCUUACGAAGAUAACUCAUACAAGAAAUGCCGAUGAGAGAUAUCUCUUGUGCAAAAAUGAGUUUUACGCAGAAUGUGGAGUGGGCAAGACAUCCUCUGGAUUAACAAGACGAUCUGUAGGGAAACGAUGUUCAAAGUCCGCCUUUGCCGAAUGCGCUGCUGAAGAAGAGAAAGGGAUGCAACCAAUUGUUCCAAUGCCUGCAGAUAGAGUCUACUGCUACUAUACCGGAUCAAAUGGAGAUUGGAGUCGUGAAGAGGAAGACAGCGCUGCGAAGCUUGAUCCAGCCAGCCCUAUAGAUGACGAGCCGCUUCCAAGAACACGUAGUUCAUCCUUAAAACAACAAGCUGCAACUGCUGCUCGUACCAACUCAGCGUUGGCCGCCCAGAUUCACCGAAAAGAAACUCAACCCCAGAGUCACGCUGCUCUCUUACGGCAACAGGCUGCGCCACAGCGACAGUCAACAAGGAACCCUUCUUUUGCUACUCGGAACCCUGAUGUAGAUAUCAGAGAACCCUUAGAAAACAACGUCUUAACAGAGAGCAAUCCACCUCAGCGGCCGCUGAGCGAGAGACCAAUCCGGGCACGACGGGUAGCAUCAGGCUAUUCUGCGUCUGUCCGGGAAAGGGGCGUGGCAACGAGUUUCUCCAUGCCUAAAUCCAUUUCAGAACCGAAUGUUCUCACAAUUGGCAAAACAAGAUCGCAGUCGAGGCAACAAAUUGCAUCGCUAUCACGACAGAAGAACCAGUUAGUGCAGGAGACUGAAGAUCAAGUUGAACCAGUAGAAAUCAAGAAAGAAAUGUACGGCUCAGUUAGAGCCAUGUCUGUCAGGAGUGUUAGAGUUGAUUCCCGCGAGAAGGAAAUACAACAACCGCGUGAGCAACCGUUAAACCCAUCACGACAGAUAAGUGAAGCGAAGUCUGAGGAAAGAUGUCGGGGUGCAAAUAGCAGUGGUAGCAAUGGUAGCAAAUCCACCAGCUCCUCGAGCAAAUCACGAUCCACUCUCGGACUUAGCCCUCUAAUACAUCCCGACGAAGAUGUCGAGUUAAUGCCAGGGACGACGACGAGUGAGGUUUUGAGUGUUCUCAAAACAUAUCUUGAAUGUUUUGACCCAUCACAGUCAUUAGCAAAGUCAAUGUCAAAUACUUAUCAACUCCAGGAGCUUUCAUCAUUCUAUGAUCCGCAGCCCUAUGUCGUUAAAUGGGUCGAUUAUACGAAUAGAUAUGGCAUCGGGUAUAUUUUGGACGACGGGAGUGUAGGCUGCGUUUUCAGAGCGGAAAAUGGCCAUCCUGCCAGCUGCGUGGUGGUCCGAGAUGGAGAACGACAUAUCCGCCGGAAGGCUCACUCGAAAGCGAACCCCCAAAGCUCAUAUUCCGAUGCCAAUCAACUCGUUCCAAGAAAUGGGAAACCCGUGGAAUUUUACGAGAAUAUCGAACCGCACAAUGGCGGGUACUCUGGAGGAGGAACGAAGAGAGUUCUUGUCCACCCUGAUGCAUUUGAAGUGAGGAAUCAUAAUGGCCCUGGUGGGCCGGGAAUAAAAGUCCGCAUGAAUUUGGGGGUUGACUCUGCCCGAUGCGACGCGGAGAAGGUGAAACGAGUUAAACUCGUUGAUCAGUUUGGCAAAUAUAUGAUUUGCUCUUUGGGAAGGGGGGCGGAUGAAGACUGUCCUGCUGAAGUAGAUAGGAGUCGCAACCGACGGCUUUCUAAAAUUCGUCCGUAUGUCAAGUUCUAUCAACGGUUAGGAAAUGUUGGUAUCUGGGGUUUUGGAGACGGGGCAUUUCAGUUCAAUUUUCCGGAUCAUACUAAACUCGUUAUCUCGCUUCCGGACCGCAAAUCGCAAACCUCGCCAAAGUUUUCCCCUUGCCAGGCCGAUUUCUAUCACCUUUCGCCUUCUGCCGCACGUUACCUCUCUGCUAGGGGCAAAAUGCAUCCCGCAGGUUUUGACACAAGAGCUGUCAUUUCUGAAAAUAUGAACACAUAUCUUGCAGCUCUCUCAGGCGGAACUGCUCAUCCAUCCGGCAUUAGUAGCAGUCGGUUCCGCGACAUACUAGAAGCAAAUUCUUUUCAUGAAAAGAUCAACUUUGUCAAACAGGUUUUGGAGAGCUGGGUGGGGAAUGGGAAGCUCGGUAGUCAAGUGGUUCUCCAGAAACCAAUUUCUACGGCUCGGACUACCAUAUCUGGUAAAUUCAUUCCGAAUGCAUUAAUCUCCAAACAAGACUACCGCGGCGAGGUCUUUUGGGAUGGAGCCCAGGAGAAGUCGUGGAUGACGGCGUCUGGCGGUAAAUUUGUGUGGGUUACUGUUGGCGCCCAGGGUGGCGACGGCGAGUACUUUGCCGUGCAGCUUAAAGGAAAUCCUGAAGACGGAGCUGUGGAGUGCGUUGGAGCUGAGAAGAUGAAGGAUUUGCAAGAGCAAUUAAUGGCGUUAGCUCUGUCCUCGGUCCGAUAG